AGCCACUGAGACACGCCAGUCAAUGUGGGAUGAGACGUGAGCUCUGCCGAACUUAGCUCCUCUGACCUACUUUGCGCCGAUUGCCUCCAUCUCGCUGCUAUAUUAAAGCUGACCCAACCCGUACUUGAAUCAUCGAUAUUGUUCUCCCUUUCCUCUCUCCCGAAAUUUGCAUUCUCGUAUAUAGCCUGCCUUCUUCAUCGACACUCUCUAGUCUUUCUUGACCAGACAUAUAGCAAACAUGGCAGCAAAUGGUAAUGGGGCCAAUGGCCACUCCAAGGAACGCACCCCUCUCCGACCGGGUAUCUACUCACCCACCAUGACUUUCUUCGACCCAGAGACUGAGGAGCUGGAUAUUCCCACAAUCAAGAAGCAUGCAGUACGACUAGCCGAGGCUGGUCUUGUUGGUCUUGUUACUAUGGGAUCCAACGGAGAGGCUGUCCACCUGUCACGGGCCGAGAAAACCGCUGUCACGCGAGCAACUCGCGAAGCCCUCGAUGAGGCUGGCUACCAAAACGUUCCGGUCAUCGUUGGAGCUUCUGAACACGGUAUCAAGCUCACAAUUGAGCUUUGCAAAGAAGCAGAGGCAGCGGGCGGCGAGUACGUUCUUACCGUUCCUCCAAGCUACUACCGCUAUGCCAUGGAUGAAGAGGCCAUCUACGAGUACUUCACCAAGGUUGCAGACGGCUCACCACUCCCAAUUAUCCUAUACAACUAUCCAGGAGCCGUUGCCGGUAUCGAUAUGGACAGCGACCUCAUCAUCAAGCUUGGCAAACACCCUAACAUUGUCGGUACUAAAUUCACAUGCGGCAACACUGGAAAGCUCACUCGUGUCGCCCUUGCUACCAAUGCCUGCACACAGAAGAGCAAUGGUAGUGGCUACAUGGCCUUUGGUGGUAUGGCCGAUUUCACAGCUCAGACUGCUGCCAGUGGCGGAUCAGGAAUCAUCGCUGGCGGUGCUAAUGUCCUGCCAAAGACAUGCGUCAAGGUCUGGAACUUAUGGGCGGAAGGAAAGUACGACGAGGCAAUUGAGUUACAAAAGGUGCUCAGCAAAGGCGACUGGGUCCUCACAAAGGCCGCCAUCCCUGGAACUAAGUCAGCAAUUCAGUCAUAUUACGGCUACGGUGGCUACCCCCGCAAGCCACUCAAGAGACUACCACAAGAGAAGGUCGACGCUGUCGCGGAAGGUAUCAGAGAGGUCAUGGAGGUAGAGAAGAAGUUAUAGUUAGUUUACGUCAUGUUUUCUUACGUUCAUGAUGGGUUGUGCUACGUUUUCUACACAUACUUUGUUGAAAGUCUGGGGCAAAAGCACGUGUCUGCAUUUAUGGUGCUUUCGUCGUUGUAUAUAACCGUUCUAUGAUAGAUAUCCUAUUUGGUUGUUUUCAUUGCGGAGCUUAGUUCGAGUAAGCGCACUACGUCAGAAUUGGCAGCGCCUAAGGAGGAACCUCGGAGGGUCGC
Messenger RNA from Alternaria alternata, 1455 nucleotides. Its product is annotated as aldolase. Lineage: Eukaryota; Fungi; Ascomycota; Dothideomycetes; Pleosporales; Pleosporaceae. The transcript has a single exon. The record is from RefSeq and is a predicted model, not a curated record. Bases 239 to 1222 code for a protein of 327 amino acids. Gene Ontology annotation, molecular function: 4-hydroxy-tetrahydrodipicolinate synthase activity.